This is a messenger RNA of Magallana angulata, 1917 nucleotides long. RefSeq names its product multiple epidermal growth factor-like domains protein 10. Gene Ontology annotation, molecular function: scavenger receptor activity. The transcript is spliced from 13 exons. The record is from RefSeq and is a predicted model, not a curated record. Lineage: Eukaryota; Metazoa; Mollusca; Bivalvia; Ostreida; Ostreidae. The coding region runs from base 22 to 1914 and encodes 630 amino acids.
CUCAAUGGUUGCAUUAUCCCCAUGGGUGUCACAGAGUUGUGCAUUACUUUGAGUGUUUUAUUCUGUAAAGGUGUAGCUUACGAAAACGUAGGAUUUAAUAAAUCAGCAUGGGAGCAGUAUCCUUAUUAUCAUCCUUACAUGCAAUGGGGAGCAGAGCGUGCUGUGGACGGUUUGUAUUCAGACCUGACUGCUGCUGGAGGACAAUGUGUCAUAUCAGCAAAUGGAAAAUCAACCGCAGAGUUGCGGGUGGACCUUGAAAGAAUACACAUAAUCCAUCAUAUUGUUAUAUAUUAUAGAACGGAACAUAUAGAUUCAGAUAUAAUCAACCUGUAUGCUUCACGAUUUUUGGGAUUAUCGGUGUACGUAUCAAACACCACUGACAAAGACGAUGGAAUACUUUGCUUCAUGGACAUGAACUACACGCUAGAAACAAUACCUAACCCGAUAAACAUAACAUGUCCAAACCAGGAAAGCGGAAGAUACGUCAUAUAUUACAACAACAGAACACAUCCUCCUUAUCCCGAUGGUUAUUCUACCUAUGCUUUCAACGAGCUUUGUGAAAUGGAAGUUUUCUCUUGUCCCUAUGGGUUCUUUGGAAAAGAUUGCACAGACAAAUGUAACUACACGUGUACUGGAUGUAAUGAUGUCAAUGGUUCCUGCGACUCUGGUUGUCACCCUGGCUGGUUUGGAAACUAUUGUAAUAAAGCUUGUGCUGUAGGUACAUAUGGUUUCGAAUGUAGGGAAACAUGUGGAAAAUGUGGUGAUAUUAGCCAGUGUAUAAAUACUAAUGGGACGUGCUUAGGAGGAUGUAAAGAUGGCUUUCAGGGAAUCUUGUGCAAAUCACCUUGUAACACAGGAUCAUAUGGUAUUGAUUGCAAAGAAAAAUGCGGCAACUGUCUUGAUGUUUACAAGUGUUUAUAUACUAACGGAACAUGUUUAAAUGGAUGCGUCGCGGGUUUUCAGGGAAACUUGUGUAAAACACCAUGUACGUUAGGUUCGUAUGGACUGGAAUGCAGAGGCACAUGUGGUAACUGCCGUAUGUGUUCAAAUACGAAUGGUUCUUGCUUAACUGCAUGCGAUGCUGGAUACUUGGGAAUAUUGUGUAAAACGCCUUGCAGCGAAGGUUUUUAUGGUCCUGAUUGUAAACAAAAAUGUGGAAACUGCCUUGACGUUAACAAGUGUUUACAUACUACUGGACAAUGUUUAACUGGAUGUGAUGUUGGAUAUCAAGGAACACUCUGUAAAACACCCUGUGAUAGAGGAUCGUAUGGAUACCAAUGCCGUGAAAAAUGUGGGCAUUGUCGUGAUUUAAACCAGUGCUUCCAUAUCACAGGGGUGUGUCUUACUGGAUGCGAUGCUGGCUAUGAGAGCUCUAUGUGUAACGCGACUUGCCGACAAGGAUUCUUUGGGAACAACUGUUCUCAUACAUGUAUUGAAACAUGUAAUGGAUGUAACAACGUCAAUGGUUUGUGUGAUUCUGGUUGUCUCUUGGGAUGGAGGGGAUAUUUCUGCAGUGAAUUGUACGGAUGUUCUCCAAAAGGAUAUUUCGGAUCCAACUGUAGCGUCCCCUGUCCAGAUAUCAAUUGUCAGGAGUGUCACAUGGAGUCUGGCAUCUGUCAUGUUUGUAAACAGGGCUACAAAGGCCAACGAUGUGAAACUGUUUCAGAACUGGCAGACAUUAUAAAUGGUGUAAAGUUUUACAGUCUUCUUGGCGCAUUUUGUCUCUCUCUUACUGUCAUUGGAAUUCUAAUUGGUUACAAUAUAAUGAGACGAAAGAGACAGCUAACACAGCAUCAACCAUCUGAUCUUCAAGGGUCACGUGAUGUCAACCUUCCCAAUGUCUCUAGAGACUAUGCUAAUUGUGAAGAGCUAAGGGAAUUGCGAAGAUCUGAAAUAUACGAUACAAUUCAGUAAAUG